This is a messenger RNA of Hippoglossus stenolepis (Pacific halibut), 5476 nucleotides long. It is a transcript of the gene nlk1, whose product is annotated as nemo-like kinase, type 1. Gene Ontology annotation, biological process: protein phosphorylation; intracellular signal transduction. Gene Ontology annotation, molecular function: ATP binding; MAP kinase activity. The transcript has 12 exons. Gene Ontology annotation, cellular component: cytoplasm; nucleus. The record is from RefSeq and is a predicted model, not a curated record. Lineage: Eukaryota; Metazoa; Chordata; Actinopteri; Pleuronectiformes; Pleuronectidae. The coding region runs from base 559 to 1986 and encodes 475 amino acids.
GGCCCCUGGGGCAGCAGCAGAGGAGCUUGUGGCCCUGGGGGCCGCAGCAGAGGAGCUUGUGGCUCCUGGGGGCCGCAGCAGCAGCAGCAGCUAACGACCGUUAGCUUUGUUUACAGCGGAGCCUCGACCCUCCCCCACCCGGCUCAGCGGCUCCUCCUCCACCGGCUAACCCGCUAGCUGUAGCCGCUGCUGCAGGAAGAGCCGCCGCAAAUCCGCCUCCUCUGGAUUAACGUCGAGUUUAAAAGCAGCCGGUGGACGGACCGUCAUCAGAAGCCGGACACCGCCUGUACGUGACGCUCCUGCGGCGGGUUAGCGACGGGAUGGCCAGCUAGCUGCUAGCUAACGAUCCGGUUAGCUCCAGGAGCCGGGGGCAGGAGCUCCGGCGACGGGCGUCUCAUCUCGGGCUGUUUCCCCGCGGAACCGUCGCUGAUUGACCCGCGCUCGGUUUGAUGGAACCGGGUCAUGCUGACUGAAGGGCCGUGUUUCCCCCGAGCUUAGCCGCGCAGCAGCAGCUUGGUGCCGCCCAGACGAAGUGGACUGUUUCGGUGGGAGCGGAGGAUGGCGUUCCACGGAGCGGGCCGCCAGGCCGUGUGCGGGGACCUGUUUCCGGGCUCUGAGCUGGGCCACAAGUAUUUCUGUGUGAACUCCUCCUGCGGGGCCCCGUCCACGGGCCUCAGCGCCACCCCGUGCCUGACCGGACCCACGGCCCCGGCCGGGACCCCUCGUCACCCCACAGCUCUCGGAGGAAGCGCCGGCGGCGGAGCGGCGGUGCCUCAGCCCUACAGCAACCCGGCCAGCGAGGUGCCCAGCCCCGCAGAGAUGGAGCCCGACCGCCCCAUCGGCUAUGGCGCAUUUGGUGUCGUGUGGUCAGUGACUGAUCCCCGUGAUGGUCGGAAAGUGGCUCUGAAGAAGAUGCCCAACGUCUUCCAGAACCUGGUCUCCUGUAAGAGGGUCUUCAGAGAGCUGCGGAUGCUGUGCUUCUUCAAACACGACAACGUUCUGUCGGCUCUGGAUAUUUUGCAGCCUCCGCAAAUCGACUGCUUCGAGGAAAUCUACGUGAUAACAGAGCUGAUGCAGAGCGACCUCCACAAAGUGAUCGUGUCUCCUCAGCCUCUCACCACCGACCACAUCAAGGUCUUCCUCUACCAGAUCCUCCGAGGUUUGAAGUAUCUGCACUCUGCUGGGAUCCUGCACAGAGACAUCAAACCUGGAAACCUGCUGGUCAACAGCAACUGUCUGCUCAAGAUUUGUGAUUUCGGGUUAGCUCGCGUGGAGGAGCCCGACCCGUCGCGUCACAUGACGCAGGAGGUGGUGACUCAGUACUACCGAGCGCCCGAGGUGCUGAUGGGCUGCCGACACUACGGCUCGGCCAUCGACGUCUGGUCGGUGGGCUGCAUCUUCGCAGAGCUGCUGGGACGACGUAUCCUCUUCCAGGCUCAGAGCCCGAUCCAGCAGUUGGACCUGAUCACCGACCUGCUGGGGACCCCCCCUCUGUCGGCCCUGGCGUCAGCCUGUGAAGGAGCCAGAGCUCACAUCUUGAGGGGGCCGCACAAACCGCCGUCGCUGUCGGUGCUCUACAUGCUGUCCGACGGGGCCACGCACGAGGCCGUGCACCUGCUCUGCCGCAUGUUGGUCUUUGAUCCGGCUAAAAGGAUUUCCGGCAGCGACGCCCUCUCCCACCCGUACCUGGACGAAGGGCGUCUGCGUUACCACACCUGCAUGUGUCAGUGCUGCUACUCGGUUCCAAGCGGGCGGGUUUACACCCGAGACUUUGAGCCAGUCGCCGAGCGACCGUUCAGCCACAGCUACGAGAACAGUCUGCUGUCAGUGUGGCAGGGGAAAGAGUUAAUCCACCGCUUCAUCACGGAGCACCAGCAGGGCAAACGUGUGCCGCUGUGCAUCAACCCUCAGAGCGCCGCGUUCAAGACUUUCAUCAGGUCGACCGCGUGGCACUCGUCCAAGGUGUCGAGGAAGGAGGAGAGAUGAGCGCUCCUCUUCGGCUCCGGAGGCAGCGACGGCAGUUUGAGAAAAGAUUCCAUCAGCAGUGGCGAAGGUCCCCCCUUCUUUUAAAAAAAAAAUAUUUGUGAAUAUGACAAGAUGAAGAGGAGAAACCGACCGAACCACCUCCUGAAAAUCCUCCAUUGUUUUCCCCCUGAAUUUGAAAACUAGUGUUGAACUCACCGUGUUUCCGGUGCUGGAAAGAAAAAGAUUUUAAAAAAGUGCUGCUGACGUGUUUCGGAGGAAUAAGAAAGAGGAAGAGAAAUGAACUUCGGUACCGUUCGUUAAGGAAUAACUAUUUUAAUUGUUUGGUAGAAUUGUUGCUUAGUUGAUUUUUAUUUUUAUUUAUUUAUUUUUUUUUUGAAAGUCAUUCCAGCCUCGUGCAGUUCAGUUUAAAAACCACGCAGGAAACUGGCGCUCGGAGCCGAACCGACUCAUCGUGAGGACGUCGCCCAUCGUCACCUUUUCUUUCACUGCAUUUGAACACAUCACUCACUGUGUUUCCUCCGCUCGUCGCCAGCGUGCGCUCGCACAGCGGCAACAAUGCAAUUUAACGGAUGUAGCAGGUUCUAACCACAGUUCCAGAUUUUUCUCAUCGUUUUUCUUGUGGCUUCUUUUCCUCACGGCGACUUUUGGUCCUGGAUCAGACACAUUCAGCAGAGAGAAAUAAGAGUUUGUUGGUGACACACACACACACACACACACACACACACACACACGUAGGAAACAGGAAUUCAUUCCCCCGUUUUUUUUCCAAGCAAACUUUUAUUUUGAAAUUAGUGUUUUAAUCGUCUCAAACGGUGUUUCGCCAAAACGUCAGAUGUUUGGCUUUAUUUUUUCUCGCCUCAACAUGUAUUAUGGAAUCACCAACACGUGAACUCACCAACACGUGUCACGUUUCCUGCUGACCACCAGCGGAGAGAAAGAGGAAGUGACAACGGCGAUGAUUUAUCUUUUUGUGUAAAUUUCUUAAUUUAUUGAGUGUCUGUUGAAGAGUGUGAGUCUCCACCCGCUUGCUCUCGGUUACCUCAAACUCUGGAGGAACACAAACUGAAGGCUGAGGACCCCGGGGGUGCACGUGGGAUGCUUAUCUCCAGAGUGACCCCUCCCAUCACAUCUUUUCCGCCAUUCCUCUGGAUUCUUUUACCUCGUGCUCGCUCCCCGUCUCUGGCCCCGCUCCUCAGAAUGCUGAGGUUUUGAAAGAAGGACGUCGUUGGUGAAAUGCUGCUGUUUUUCUUUGGUUCAUGGUUUUACUUCCUGUUCAGUUUCAGGCUCAGGUGUCCGAUCGUCAGCUGUGACGUGUGAGGACGCACCAGUAUUGAUCCAGGAUGAUCAGAGAUUAACGGUGUCAGGUUCGACUCUGUAAGAAGAAGAGUCGACGCUGUUAUCUGAGGAGGCUUUUAUUUUCUGCUUCCGAUCAUUUGUGAAUGACGACCUGUUGAUUACCUGACGACAGUUUGUUUUUCCAGCUCAUUGGUUUCACUUGAUUGAAGACGAACGUUCAGAGACGUGAAGCUCUGCUGCAGUUUGAUGCUGAAGCUUCUCGGCCGACAGCUUCUCAUCAUUCGCUUUCAUCUUCAGUGAGAAACGUAAAGACUGAACCACCUGCAGCACAUUCACGCCUCUGAACGAUCAUGAAAAUAUAACAGUGAUGUCAUGAUGGAAAAGACAAAAUAUAUAUAAAUUUGAUGUAAAACAGGAAGCGUGUGAAACCAUCAGCUGGUUCCAUGUGGCCCCGGGACGUUUGGGCCCUUUGACUGCAGGAACUUUGCCAGGAACCUUUUCAGGAUCUCAGGAACUUAAACAGAAACGGGUCGACUCGUGCCAGACGCUGUCGACACCGAGCCGUCAGCGGUUCAUGUCGUCCGCUCUUUGGUUCGUUGUGUUCGGAUCAGCUGAGACGUGAAGGAACCUUCAGCUCCUGCUUCAGUUCCUGUGGCUCCUCGGUUCCUGCAGCGAGUUUCGAGAAGCUCUGGUUAAACUUCAUCAGAAUUGGAUUGUUUAAAUUUAUUUAGUUGUACAUACCCUGAACCUCCAGCAGGCGGGGCCCCUGAGGGCCUCCUCCUCCCGACGCGUCCACGUCGGCCCCUGACGGGCUCCAGAUGUUGAACCCUGAAACCUCAGCUCCUCCACAGGAACAUCUCUGAAGACACGAGACGACUUGUAAAUCUGCAUGUGUAUAUUUAUCGGCGGAGAGCGUUUGGGCUUGAAUGCUGUGCAAUGGUUGAGUUUGUCGACGACGGAAACGUACAUUUUGUGGUAAUUUUAAUUUAAGUCAUCUUUAGGGAGUGAUUUUAUUAGAAGUUUUUUUGUUUUUGUUUGUUGUGAUCUAAUUAGACUUUUUAACGAGUCCAGAGUCGAGAACGUUUUGAUGAAGUUUUACAGAAACGUCCCGACGGUUUGAUGCAGAAACGUUUUUGAUUCACGAUACGAUUGAAAUGUUUCUGCUGGAAAUAAACGUGUCGGUGACGUUAUUGGUGCCAGAUUUAAUCAAUAUUCAUUUUAUGAUCCUUUUUUACUAAUUGACGUGAUUGCUUUUUUAAAAAUUUUUUUUUAAAUCCCUUGAUUUAUUUAUUCUUUUUUAGCCCUCAACACUCCGCUGUAGCUUUGAUUGACACUUUAAAGUUUUUCAUAGUUCAUAUAUCGAUCAUCUCUGGCUGAUGCCACGUUUCGGCAGAAUCUUGAACAGAUCCUCAGAUGUGGUUUAUCGCAGUUUAACGAAGGCUGCAGCUCAAAAAAAAUGUAAAUCCUUGAUUCUGCAAAUUAUUUUUUACAUAAAAAGUCAGAUAAUAUUGAGAAGUAUCAGUUACAGUAGAUGCUCAGUUUACUCAAUUUAUUACACGUUCACGAAGCUGCAGAUUAAGACGUGACUAAAACCUGGACACUUGAUGAAGAUGGUGAUGAAAACAGAGGAAGAGAAACUAUCAGAGUUUCAGAUGUUUGAAAAGUAACUGACAACCACGAAUCAAAGGACGAACGAAGCGCUAACACUCGAGUUCGGAACAUGAAAUCAUCUGGUUUAUUUGAGACUCGACUCGUUUCUGGACAAAUUAAACCAAACUUUUCUCUCUGGGCUCUUUUUCUUAUUUUUUUUCUUCUUCUGUUGUGUUCGUAGAACCUUCCAGCGUAGGAGCAGUUUUUGAACUAGACGACCGGUUUGGUCUUUUCCCGCCCUGCACUCUGUUCUCAGAUCAGCUGACCAGUGUGUUCGGAGUCUUUCAGCUUCUGUCGGGUCAGUUUUUAGACGUUGAAGACGGACAGCUGGUCAUCUAUAGACAUUAGACUUGUUUUCUUCUAUGAAAAGAAACUUGAUGUGUUUAUUAAUAUAAAUAUGAAACUGAUGUUUUUCGUCUUUGUUUUAGCUAAAAGUUUUGUUUGUUUUUUGACUUGUGUUCCCAACAAAUACUUGAAUUUCUUAAAAAAAAUGUUUAGAGUUAAAGUAGUGAAUGAUGAAUAAAUAAAUGGACACUGGAUAAUA